Molecule: messenger RNA, 1320 nt
Organism: Alternaria ethzedia
Lineage: Eukaryota; Fungi; Ascomycota; Dothideomycetes; Pleosporales; Pleosporaceae
Exons: 2
Coding region: 1-1320 (439 amino acids)
Biological process (GO): N-acetylglucosamine catabolic process
Molecular function (GO): N-acetylglucosamine-6-phosphate deacetylase activity
Source: RefSeq, a predicted model, not a curated record
AUGCCUUCAAUCGUGCCAAUCCCCGACUCCCCCAUACGAGAGGACUCAUCAGGCGUGAUAAAGUUCACAAACUGCCUCCUCGUAAAAAACAACGCCCUAGUCCCCCAAGAUCUCUGGAUCAGUUCCGCCACCGGAAAGAUCCUGAACGGCCAAGAAAUCCUGUACUCAUAUCGUGCCGCUCCAGAGCAAAUCGUCGACUUAGGUGGCCGCAUCCUCUCCCCCGGCCUCAUCGACACGCAACUAAACGGCGCGUACGGCUUCGACUUCUCCGUAAUCCCCUCAGACCGCGAAGGCGGCGCAUCAGCCUACGCCAAAGGCGUCUCGCGUGUAAACCGGAGUUUGGUAGCAACAGGCGUAACAUCCUACCUACCAACCCUGACAUCCCAACUCCCUUCAGUCUACCAAACCGCCCUCCCUUUCCUCGGCCCCUCAGGCACAACGCGCGACGCAACGCUCGGAUCAGAAUCCCUGGGCGCCCACUGCGAAGGCCCGUUUCUCUCCACCACCAAAAACGGCAUCCACAACACCUCCGUCCUACGCACCCCAGAUGACUCCAUCAGCAGCCUAGAAUCCUGCUACGGGGCCUCGAACCUCACCUCCCCCUCCCCCAUCUCCCUAAUCACCCUCGCCCCCGAACUCCCCGGCGCACUAUCAAGCAUCCCAUCCCUAACCAGCGCCGGCAUCCGCGUCUCAAUCGGGCACUCAGAAGCCACGUACGAAGAAGCGAAAUCCGCAAUAAAAGCAGGAUGCAGUAUGAUAACGCACCUCUUCAACGCCAUGCGGCCCCUCCACCACCGUAACCCUGGUAUCUUCGGCUUGCUGGGCACGCCCUCCUCCUCAAUCAACAAACCCUAUUUCGGGAUCAUUGCGGAUGGCAUACACCUGCAUCCCACGUCUAUAAAGAUAGCGUGGAACGCGCAUCCAGAUGGGCUGGUGCUGGUGACGGAUGCGAUGAGGUUGGCGGGUAUGCCGGAUGGGACGUAUGAGUGGACGAACGGGUCCAAGAUUGUUAAACAAGGUCCCCUUCUUACGCUUGAGGAGAAUGGGAAGAUUGCGGGGAGUAGCAUUCAGCUUGUGGAUUGCGUUAGUAACUUUUUGAAUUGGACGGGUAGUACGGUGCCGGAGGCGCUGAGGGCGGUUACGGAGACGCCGGCGAGGAUGUUGGGGUUGGAGGGCGUGAAGGGCUGUUUGGAUGAGGGUGCUGAUGCGGAUUUGUGCGUGUUGGAUUUGAAAGAGAAUGAGGGUGGGGAGAAGAGGUUUGUUGUGGAUGAGGUGUGGAAGUUUGGGGUUAAGGUUUUUGAGAGGGGGCCGGAGGCAUGA